AACCUAUCGGAAUUCUUGUUUAAAUGAAAGCCCCAUAAGUAAAAGUAAUCAGUGACAUUUAUUUUUAACUUCUCAAUUAUAAUCUAAUUAAACCUACGCACAACACGUCCGCCAUUGCGAGUACGAGGGGACCGGGGAUGAGGGUGUCAUUUUGACAGCUCCACAGAUAAAGUAUUUUAUCGAAUAAGACCGAAUGAAUGAUUAUAUUCAACAGGUAUUCUUGCGAUUUGUCAUUCAGUUUGUGUGCGGAGCGUCUACGUAUUUUCUACUAAAAUUAUGUUUAUUUUACUUGUAAAGUUGUAAAUUACAUGGUUUGUGGACAAUAUAUUUAUAAUGAAAAUAUGUGAGACAUGGGGGUGUGAAAUUUGUGGCGCAGGAGUAAGUGGAGUGAGAGAAAUGUACCUAAUAUGGAUGGUACAUUUUCAGCCAAAUUGGAGAAUAAAAGGUUGGUAAAUUGGCAUGUUGACAUCUUAAAUCUUAGUAGUACGUAAAUAACUUAGUUACUACUUGGUUAAAACAGUUAAUAAACAUAAACAUUUCAUAAAAUAAAAUAAGUUUGACAUAAUACUGUGGUGCCCAUAGAUCAUUUAUUUUACCGAUUAUUCCGGUAUAUUUUUUAACCCUGACAAUUAAUUUGUCUAAUUGCGAUCUAAAAUGACUUAAAAUUUCAGAUUAUAAUAUGUUAUUCAUUUAUUUCGAUGCUGUGGGUGGACGUCCCACGCUGCGUUUUCCAUUAUUAUCAAUAUUCCUAAAAAUGCUUUUCGUUCGUCAACUGCUAAAUUCAGUGUAUUAUUUGAAUAAAAAUUGCUAUAAGUAAUUAUAUCCUGAAACAAUGUGUUUGUAAAAAACAUCAUAAAUAUUUGCCUUCAGGUUCAGAAUGUCCAAUGGUUUCAAAAUGUCCAAUUCCCGGAAUGCCCAAUUCCCAAAAUGUCCAAUUCCUGAAAUGUCCAAUUCCCAAAACGUCCAAUUCCCGUAACGUCCAAUUCUCAAAAUGUCCAAUCUACUAUUUUGAUGGAUUUGUUGAAUAAGACCCAAAUGGCACCUAUUGUGUGCCGGAAACCACAUUUCCGGCACACAAUAGGUGCCAUUGAUUGUACACACGUACGAAUGAAAAAAGUUGGUGGGCUAUCCAACCAAUAUUACAUUAAUAGAAAAGGGUUUUACUCAUUGAAUAUCCAAGUGGUAUGCGAUGCCAAAUUGAAGAUAAGGGACAAUGUGGCAAGGUGGAGGGGUAGCACACACGACUCAAGAAUAUUUAAUGAGAGUACCAUCAAGGAGAGAUUCGAAAGGGGGGAAUUUUGUGGGCGGCUCAUUGGAGAUGCUGGAUAUUCCUUUUUUAUUCACUCCAGUGAAUACUUCUUCGGCUUGUGACCCGCCGUCACAAGCCGAAGAAGCGUACAAUCGAGCACAGAUCCUCACCCGGAACACCAUUGAAAGGUGUUUCGGGGUGUGGAAGCAGAGGUUCCGCUGUUUACUAACAGGGUUCACGGUCAACUUGGAGAAUGCCAAGUUGUAUACUGUGGCAUUGGCAGUGCUACAUAACAUUUCCAUAGACAUGGGGGAGGAAUUAGAGAACCUGGAGCCACCAGCGAGCAGACAAGUGCACCCAGUGACAACCCCACAAGCAGGUUCAUCUGAACAUGUUCGGAUGUCUGCUAGUUGCACGAGCCUUGCACUAUAACCCGGUCACUGCUGGGAAAAUAGUAAAUGCUUGCUGCGUGCUGCAUAAUAUUGCAAACCGAAGCCGAUUGCCGGUGACACCUCUUUCACCUGAGGAAACCCAUGUAGAGAGGGUACGACAGCAUCAAGUAAGUCUUCACAGGAUUGCUUUAUUCCCAUAUGAUUACUGUAUAUUAUUGUAAGUUAUGAUGACAUUUGAAUCCAAUAUACAGUUAAAAAAUAUUUUCUCAGAUUGAAAGUGAAAUAGCAGCAUCAGCGUCAGCACAUGGACUAUAAGAACCAAACUGACGCGUCAACCUCAGGGUUGACGCGUCAGUUUGGUUCUCCUCCUCCAUAGAGGAAGAAUGAU
Ostrinia furnacalis (Asian corn borer) is the source of this 2029-nucleotide messenger RNA. RefSeq names its product putative nuclease HARBI1. The record is from RefSeq and is a predicted model, not a curated record. The coding region runs from base 1214 to 1681 and encodes 155 amino acids. NCBI's taxonomy places the organism in Eukaryota, Metazoa, Arthropoda, Insecta, Lepidoptera, Crambidae. The transcript is spliced from 2 exons.